AUUGGUAGCGCCAUCUGUUAAUACGUAAAUUAUAAAUUUCCACCAUGUGACCACUGGCUACAAAAAACAGUAUCAGUGGCGAUACCACGUGAUACCGUGUUGUCACAAGUCGACGAGAUAACGCGUGAUGGCGGUGAUAACGACAUAACGAUGGUGAUUGCAAUUCGUAUUUAUUGAAUCAUACUGCAUAAUAUGCAAUCAGACGUACAACGUACGUGAGUACAUCAUCAGCCAGAGCCAGCCUCUCAUUUCAAAUUUCGUUCCCGGAGCGUCCGGAAAUGGAGUUGGUAGCCGGUGCUAGUUCAAGCAGCUUAAAAUCGUCCGGCGUUUGUAGUUAGCAAAAAAAUGCUCUCCCGAUGCAAUUUCCUCGCGAUCGCGUUGACUAACGCGAGAUUGAACGUGUUGUGCUCGCGCCGGCUGUACGUCUCUUGUACAGUUUGUUUAUCCAAGUGUUCAACCACCGGGCAGAGGAAACAACAAUCGUUUCGCGGCCUCGGAUGUUUAACUGCUACACACAACCUUAGAUCGCACUUACAUUAUACUUCUGGCAGACAACAGACUACGAUGACGACCACAACGACAACUCCGCCACCACCGCCGGACGACGACAAGUCGCAAAGUAUCUUCCAGAGGUUCAAGAACAUGGCCAAAAAGUAUUGGUACAUUGUGCUACCUGUUCAUCUGGUUACAUCAACCAUAUGGUUUGGUUCGUUUUAUUUUGUUGCCAGCAUUUGGGAUGUGCCCUCACUGUUGGAAAAGUUAGGCAUUCCCGAUAGUAUUAUCGACAAAGUAAGGAACGGUAACUCAUGGACUAGUUACUUGGUCAUCGCCUAUGGUCUGUAUAAAAUUUUCACGCCACUCAGAUAUAUGGUAACAUUAGGCGGCACUGGUAUGACAUUACGUUAUUUGAAAAGAAUAGGGUAUGUUAUUGCUGAAACGCCAUGUCCCAAGAAGCCAUAAACAUAAUAAAGAUGCA
Molecule: messenger RNA, 976 nt
Organism: Myzus persicae (green peach aphid)
Lineage: Eukaryota; Metazoa; Arthropoda; Insecta; Hemiptera; Aphididae
Product: protein FAM210A
Exons: 1
Coding region: 346-960 (204 amino acids)
Cellular component (GO): mitochondrion
Source: RefSeq, a predicted model, not a curated record